AUGGCUCUCGUCCGACUCUGCAACUUGUGCGGCCUGAGUCUGGAAAGAUCCCCUCCUCCAGCGUCCUCCCAGAGUCCUCCCAGCGCCCGUUCCAUUCAUCAUGCAGGGACCGCGCAGGUUCCUCACCAAUGGGGAAAGGAAGGGGGCCAAACUCCUGUCGGCUUUUCCGCUGUCUCCUCCGUUUUGUGGUCCCAACCCUCCUCAAGUCAUCACCCCGGCCGUCAACCCAGGGAUGCCCCCCGCAGAGACGUGCACCCUCCACCCCUCCACACGCUAAGCUUUUCCCAAGCUCCCCAAGCUUUUCGCUCCCGCCCCGUCGAGGUCGACCCAUUCGAGCCAUCGGGCUCGUCCUCCCACCCUCCUAAUCCUCCUUCCCCUCCCCCUUGCAGGAGAACGCGUCGGUUUCGGGACAUGCGCCAGCACGGAUGGGAUGAUCCUCACGAGAACUCUAAAAACCCAUCCCUCUGCUGGACUGCCGGCUCCAUCGCGAACCGGCCGUCAGAGUAUGCGCUCCUGAGGCGAGAUUUCCAAGGGACCUGA
Molecule: messenger RNA, 540 nt
Organism: Gaeumannomyces tritici R3-111a-1
Lineage: Eukaryota; Fungi; Ascomycota; Sordariomycetes; Magnaporthales; Magnaporthaceae
Exons: 2
Coding region: 1-540 (179 amino acids)
Source: RefSeq, a predicted model, not a curated record